GCAGCAGCCUCCACACACACACACUAACACUGAGAUGAAUCCGGCUGCUCUCUCAUCCCUCGGACACCUCCAAUCCAUUUCUCUAACAGAAGGAAGACGCUGCCAAACCCCAACUGCAACCAGUAUCUGGCAGGAGGAUUGUAAAUUAAAAAAAUAAAAAAGAAUCCAGAAACUAUGAGCGACGGUCCGGCAUGUGGAUCAGCUGCUGUGGCGCUCUGGCGGAUGGGAAGUUGUGAGUCAGAGCCGGAGGACUAGCAACUUUUAUAGACUUUCCAAGUCCACCGCCUGCAAGUAGCCAGCAGCCUCAAUAUAGACUUCUUCCUUUACUCAGGGAUUGUGCGUCUGGGAGAGCUCUGACAUUAAGACCAGUUGGGGUUUUUUAGGUUAUGUGUUGUCGAGGGCGUCUUGAAGCGACAGGGAAAUGGCAUUUCUGGUUUUUGUGGCUGACAAUGGAGAAUAAAUGAAAGGGACGUUUCGGGGGGAUUAAUUGACAGCACAACGACAGGCCUCUCAGAUGGAGAUGGAGAGUAUUACUGGACAACAGCCCUCUGAAAGUACAUGAAGAUUACUGAGCGGGGCACAUUAAGACAGACCACACAAACAGCAUUACUCACCUCCCAGAAUGCGGGAGAGGGACCUACAGAGCAUGUGCAGAAGGGCGCUGCUGCUGACCGUCUGUAUGGUGUCUCUCUGGGGACAACUGACCAGCGCAUCGUCACACAGAAGCCACAUAGUUCAUGUGAAAGCGGGAACCUGUGAGGUAAUUGCUGCACACCGGUGCUGCAACAAGAACAAGAUCGAAGAGAGAUCCCAGACUGUCAAAUGCUCCUGCUUCCCUGGACAGGUGGCGGGAACAACAAGAGCGGCUCCAUCUUGUGUAGACGCCUCCAUAGUUGCACAGAAGUGGUGGUGCCAGAUGCAUCCCUGCAUGGAUGGGGAAGAGUGUAAAGUGCUGCCAGAUCUCAAAGGAUGGAGCUGCAGUACAGGAAACAAGGUUAAGACAACCAAGGUCACACGAUAGUUGUCUGUUUCCAGGAUAACCUUGAUUGGAACCAGACGUUGCUUCUUUGACCAACACCGUAGGACAUUUGGAUAUCAUGUGUUUUGAGGAUUGGUGGAAACCAGGGACCAACAAGGACAAUAAUCACGGACAUUCCACUGAACGAAUGGAAGAAAAGGACCAUGGAGCAUCAUAUAAGACUACAUAUCCAAAAAGAUUCCUGACUUUAGAUCCAGCAUCAACAGUAGCUGUCUCUGAACUCUACUGCCCACCAAAUCUCUCUUUGUAUUAUAGUUUUAUUCCUAUGGACUAGAAGACUCAACCAUGAAGAUAUUUAUUGACUAAAAGACUGUGGAUUACACCAGAAAAAAAAAAAAAUCACCCUAAGACAAAACCAUGUGAUGUGAAACUUUUGUGUUAUUUUCUUGCCACAGGACUCUUGAUGCAUAUCUGUGUUGAAGAUCUAGUGAGAUCAUGAGCAUUUUCAUUCCUUUUAGCCUUAUGCAGCAGAUAUCUCCUCUGUUUCUCUUUUUGUUGAUUUAAUACUUUUAAGUGUUUGGCUUUCUUAAGUUUGUUAGGAUGUCAUGUCUUAUUUUUAAAGACAAAAGACAAUGCCACAACUAUAAAACCCAGAAAAAAUGUAAUGAUGUUUGACUACAGGUCACCAAGGGUCAACACAGCUGAGUUCUGCCAAAUGUUUUAAUGGUAUCUGUUGUUUUUGAAGCCUGGUGACUACCAUUGAUUACAAAUGUCGAUAUUAUCUCAAUAAACCUAACCCAAUGGA
Dicentrarchus labrax (European seabass) is the source of this 1784-nucleotide messenger RNA. It is a transcript of the gene tafa3a, whose product is annotated as TAFA chemokine like family member 3a. The record is from RefSeq and is a predicted model, not a curated record. The transcript has 6 exons. Bases 623 to 1021 code for a protein of 132 amino acids. NCBI's taxonomy places the organism in Eukaryota, Metazoa, Chordata, Actinopteri, Moronidae. Gene Ontology annotation, molecular function: receptor ligand activity.